Larimichthys crocea (large yellow croaker) is the source of this 1619-nucleotide messenger RNA. It is a transcript of the gene aimp2, whose product is annotated as aminoacyl tRNA synthetase complex interacting multifunctional protein 2. NCBI's taxonomy places the organism in Eukaryota, Metazoa, Chordata, Actinopteri, Sciaenidae. Gene Ontology annotation, cellular component: aminoacyl-tRNA synthetase multienzyme complex. The transcript is spliced from 5 exons. The record is from RefSeq and is a predicted model, not a curated record. Bases 172 to 1140 code for a protein of 322 amino acids.
CGGGUGUGACGUCAGCGCGGCCUCUUUCCUGUGUGACCGUGGGAGGUGCUGCUUGUAGCCGCCUGUCAGCGUCACUCACCCCCCAGAAGACAUCACCACCAUCCGUGUCUGGGACUUUUUUUGUUUUCUCUCUGUCUGUCUCUGACAGUAGUCCGCUCCCUGUCCUCCGUCAUGCCCAUGUACCAGGUAAAGCCCAUCUGUGGCGCGCACGCAGAGACCGAUCUGCCCACCUGCAUGUACAAGUUACCAAAUAUCCACGCGCAGAAAGGGAACAGCUGCACUCCCGAGCACGCGCUUCAGAAUGGCGAGGUGGACCCAGCGGUCAAAGCUCUGGAGGCCCGGCAGGAUGAAAUCAUGAGAAAACUGCACGAGCUGAAAGCGGCCGUGGAGGGCCUGGCCAAAACGGUGACCACCCCAGAUGCCGAUCUGGACCUGACAGUCAGCAGCAGCCUCUCAGAGAGCGCCAGCUCCACAACUUUUAAAGGGGUCACAGACCUGGACACUGUACUGGGAAAGGACCUCGGUGCUCUCCGUGAUAUCGUCAUAAACGCCAACCCGGCACAGCCUCCCCUAUCUCUGCUGGUCCUCCACAGCCUGCUUUGUCAGCGCUACCGGGUGCUCUCCACCGUCCACGUCCACUCCUCGGUUAACGGCGUGCCACCACAGCUCCUGUCCUGCCUCGGUCCACGCCAUGCGGACAGCUACGCCCGCCAUAUGUUCCAGCUGGGCUUCACCCUCAUAUGGAAAGAUGUCCCCAAACUGCAGAUGAAGUUCAGUGUCCAGAACAUGUGUCCCAUCGAAGGUGAGGCCAACGUGGCGCGUUUCCUCUUCAAACUGCUGGCUCCCUACCCCAGUGACCCUGCCCUCACCACAAUGGUGGACAGCUGGGUGGACACGGCUUUCUUCCAGCUGGCAGAAGGCAGCACCAAGGAGCGAUCCACAGUCCUGCGGGCCCUCAACUCCGCUCUGGGUCGCAACCCCUGGCUGGCCGGUCAGGAGUUCUCCUUGGCUGACAUUGCCUGCUACUGCUGCGUACUACAGAGCGGCUCGGCCUCCGCCGCUCCUGCUAACGUCCAGCGCUGGAUCAAGUCCUGUGAGAACCUGGGUCACUUCAGCCCUGCCAAGCAACUCCUGCAGUGACUGGGGACGUCCCGGGACCAGACACAAGAAGGGCGUCUAACCGAAGCAAAGUGAGAGAAGGGCAUUAGAAUAUUAAACUACGUUAGCCAUGUCUGUAACAACUUCCAAUGCUUCCCUCCUUACUAGACUAUAUAACAGAACUGACAUAGACAAAUAGAAGCACUAUGGUUGACGGUUAAAGUAACAUAAAUAUUUGUCUCGGCCAUGCUGCUUUUGUAUAUUAAAGAGAUUCUAAUACUAUUUUUUGCAAGGGAGGAAGCACGAGAGGACGGUAAAGACAUGGGCUUGGAUUAAAUCAAAAGGUACUGACAGAUGUUAGUCUAACACACACUGUACACCUUCCACCCACUUUGUGCCUAACAUGAUCCUGUUCUACGUGUUUAUGUCUGGCAACGGGUAUUACUAGAUCUUUUCAAAAGUAAUACUUUGUACCAUUUUUGUUUUUCUGAAAUCAUUAAAACUUUGGAUCAAACUUUGAA